GCUGCCGAGCGCUGCCGCCCCGGCCGCUCUCGCCCCGCCUCGCCGCUCUCGGUAAGCGACGGCCGUGCAGGGGCGAUGGGGUGGGGCGGUGGAGCCUCGUGUGUGCGGCUGCGCCGGGGCGCUCAGGCCGGGACCGCGGGCUGGUGGCGGCAGCAGUGGGUCUGCGCGUGUGCGGCGGCGGCCCAGCCAGGAGCGGCGGGCGGCGGCGUGGGACGUAGCGGUGAGGCCCGGGGAGGGUACGGGGCGAGGGGCGCAGGCAGAGCCGGCAGAGGAAUUUAGGCGUGCAGCAUCAUGGUUAUGAAAGCUACACUAGAAGAUGAUGAUUCAGGAUGGGAACUUGGUAUGCCUGACAAGAUGGAAAAGAGUAAUACCAGCUGGAUAGAUAUAACCCAGGAUUUUGAAGAAGCUUGUAGAGAACUGAAGUUAGGAGAACUGCUUCAUGACAAGCUUUUUGGUCUUUUUGAAGCCAUGUCUGCCAUUGAAAUGAUGGAUCCCAAGAUGGAUGCUGGUAUGAUUGGAAAUCAGGUUAACAGAAAGGUUCUUAACUUCGAGCAAGCUAUUAAGGAUGGCACCAUUAAAAUAAAGGAUCUCACUUCACCUGAGCUGGUAGGAAUAAUGGACACGUGUUUUUGUUGUUUGAUAACAUGGUUAGAAGGACAUUCCUUGGCACAGACAGUAUUCACUUGCCUUUAUAUUCAUAAUCCAGACUUCAUAGAAGAUCCUGCUAUGAAGGCUUUUGCUCUUGGAAUCCUGAAAAUCUGUGAUAUUGCCAGAGAAAAGGUUAACAAAGCAGCUGUUUUUGAGGAGGAAGAUUUUCAGUCAAUGACUUAUGGAUUUAAAAUGGCCAACAGUGUGACAGAUCUUAGAGUUACAGGUAUGCUGAAAGAUGUAGAAGAUGACAUGCAAAGACGAGUAAAGAGCACCCGAAGUCGACAAGGAGAAGAGAGAGAUCCGGAAGUUGAACUUGAACAUCAACAAUGUUUAGCUGUCUUCAGCAGAGUCAAGUUUACCCGCAUCUUACUCACUGUCCUAAUAGCUUUUACAAAAAAAGAGACUAGUGCAGUUGCAGAAGCUCAGAAACUAAUGACUCAGGCAGCUGACUUGCUCUCUGCCAUACACAAUUCACUGCAUCAUGGUAUGCAGGCACAGAAUGAUACCACUAAAGGAGAUCAUCCUAUUAUGAUGGGGUUUGAGCCACUGGUUAAUCAGAGAUUGCUGCCACCAACUUUCCCUCGAUAUGCAAAAAUCAUUAAAAGGGAGGAAAUGGUCAAAUAUUUUUCCAAACUAAUAGACCGAAUAAAAACUGUAUGUGAAGUAGUCAACUUAAGUAACUUGCACUGUAUACUGGACUUUUUCUGUGAGUUUAGUGAACAAUCACCAUGUGUUCUUUCAAGAUCCCUGUUACAGACAACUUUCCUAGUAGAUAACAAGAAGGUGUUCGGCACUCAUCUCAUGCAAGACAUGGUAAAAGAUGCCUUAAGAUCUUUCGUCAGUCCUCCAGUACUUUCUCCAAAGUGUUGUCUUUAUAAUAACCACCAGGCAAAAGACUAUAUUGAUUCCUUUGUCACACACUGUGUUCGGCCAUUCUGUAGUCUGAUUCAAAUCCAUGGACACAACAGAGCUCGUCAGAGAGAUAAACUAGGUCACAUCCUUGAAGAAUUUGCCACAUUACAGGAUGAGGCAGAGAAAGUAGAUGCAGCGCUUCAUAGCAUGUUACUGAAGCAGGAACCACAAAGGCAACAUUUGGCUUGCUUGGGCACCUGGGUCCUGUAUCACAACCUUCGUAUUAUGAUACAGUAUCUUCUCAGUGGCUUUGAGUUAGAACUUUACAGUAUGCAUGAAUAUUACUACAUCUAUUGGUACCUGUCCGAGUUCCUCUACGCCUGGCUGAUGUCAACGCUGAGCCGUGCUGACAGCUCUCAAAUGGCAGAGGAGAGGAUAAUGGAGGAACAACAGAAAGGCCGUAGUAGUAAGAAAACAAAGAAAAAGAAGAAAGUUCGCCCUCUCAGUAGAGAGAUCACCAUGAGUCAAGCAUACCAAAAUAUGUGUGCUGGGAUGUACAAGACAAUGAUUGCCUUUGACAUGGAUGGCAAAGUAAGAAAACCUAAGUUUGAACUGGAUAGUGAACAAGUUCGAUAUGAGCACAGAUUUGCUCCAUUCAACAGUGUUAUAACACCACCUCCAGUGCACUACCUGCAAUUUAAAGAAAUGUCUGAUUUAAAUAAGUAUAGCCCACCUCCUCAGUCAUCAGAUCUCUACAUGGCAGCUAGCAAGCACUACCAGCAAGCUAAAAUGAUUCUUGAGAAUAUUCCGAAUCCAGACAAUGAGGUCAAUCGAAUUCUAAAAGUUGCAAAACCCAAUAUUGUGGUCAUGAAGCUGCUGGCAGGAGGCCACAAGAAAGACUCUAAGGUUCCUCCAGAAUUUGACUUCUCUCCUCACAAAUAUUUCCCAGUUGUGAAGCUUGUUUGAAGUACAAGAAUUUUUUUAGAAUACCUGAAGAAUAUCUGUGUAGCAGAUACCAGCUCUAGAAGAGGGAAUAACUAGUGCUGCACUCGGACUACGAGGGACAUCCAGGAUAAAAAUACUGUAACAUGGAAUAUCUGUAGUCUGCUGCCUUUAUGUGAUUUGAAUGACAACUGCUGUUUUAAAGUGGUUUGUAUAAAGUUUAUUGGAUUUUGUGCGUGAAACUGAUUUUAAUCAACUGUAUUAUUAAAGAUAAGUUGUAUCUUA
Onychostruthus taczanowskii (white-rumped snowfinch) is the source of this 2730-nucleotide messenger RNA. RefSeq names its product N-alpha-acetyltransferase 35, NatC auxiliary subunit (gene NAA35). The coding region runs from base 292 to 2469 and encodes 725 amino acids. The transcript has 23 exons. NCBI's taxonomy places the organism in Eukaryota, Metazoa, Chordata, Aves, Passeriformes, Passeridae. Gene Ontology annotation, biological process: N-terminal peptidyl-methionine acetylation. The record is from RefSeq and is a predicted model, not a curated record. Gene Ontology annotation, cellular component: NatC complex.